AGUGUUUAAUUCCAAAGACCAAACCAUGACUAUGCCACUGCGGAAGGCAAAGAGUUUAAAGCAGCGGAGGGACGGUUGGUGUUUAACAUCGUUACCGGGAAAGGAAAAGGAUAAAAGCCAAUAUCUCUGAAGAAUGAAAGCCUGGAGCAACAAUCGCAUCUCUCCCCCGAGCUCUGCCACUGAUGCUGUCAUUUUCACUUCUACAACUACACAACCAUUGCAACAGUGAUCUGUCAAUUUAAUGGUUUUUGGUCCACUUAGUCAGCACACCAGCCAAGCCUACCGCCGUCAGAACUGCUGCAUCACAGUUCCAAUCACAACUUCAGCCACAGCAAACUAAGUGGAGACGAGAUGGGAAACUGCGGUACUAGAGAAGAGCCUGCAGUUGUUUCCAAUGCUCAAGUUCAACAGCUGCAUACUUCAUCGUCUUCCUUGGUUGUGAAAAGCGCCAGCAACAAUGCUCCAGAUAAAAGACAUAUUCAUAACCGGUCCAUAUCAGAUCUAAGCGAUCCCUCGACCCCUCGCAACCUCGAGGACUUUAGAAACAAUUCGGUGCUUUACACACAUGUUAUUGCCUUCACAUUAUACGAGCUGGAAACGAUCACCAAGAGUUUCCGCUCCGAUUACAUUCUCGGAGAGGGCGGUUUUGGAACUGUUUAUAAAGGCUACAUUGAUGAGAACGUCAGGGUUGGCCUCAAAUCUCUUCCCGUCGCUGUCAAGGUUCUCAACAAGGAAGGCCUGCAGGGCCACCGAGAAUGGCUUACAGAAGUCAACUUUCUUGGUCAGCUGAGACAUCCAAACCUUGUCAAGUUGAUUGGUUACUGCUGCGAGGAUGAUCACAGAUUACUUGUCUACGAGUUCAUGUUUAGAGGAAGCCUUGAAAACCACCUCUUUCGAAAGACAACUGUUCCAUUGCCAUGGGCAAGAAGAAUGAUGAUAGCUCUUGGAGCGGCCAAGGGACUUGCAUUCCUUCAUAAUGCUGAAAGGCCUGUCAUCUAUCGGGAUUUUAAAACCUCUAAUAUACUGUUGGAUUCUGACUAUGCAGCCAAGCUUUCUGAUUUUGGGCUUGCAAAAGCUGGACCACAAGGUGAUGAGACACAUGUUUCUACUCGAGUAAUGGGUACUUAUGGUUAUGCUGCCCCUGAAUAUGUCAUGACUGGGCACUUGACAGCAAGGAGUGAUGUAUACAGUUUCGGUGUUGUUCUUCUGGAGCUUUUGACAGGAAGAAAGUCUGUUGACAAGACAAAACCAAGCAAGGAGCAGAAUUUAGUAGAUUGGGCCCGACCUAAACUAAAUGACAAGAGGAAGUUGCUACAGAUAAUUGACCCCAGAUUGGAAAAUCAAUACUCGAUAAGGGCAGCACAGAAGGCUUGCAGCCUAGCAUACUAUUGCCUGAGCCAGAACCCCAAAGCAAGACCAUUAAUGAGCGAUGUAGUUGAAACUCUGGAACCUUUGCAGAGUGGUAACGGUGCAACUGAAUACUCCUUAACGGGAACUAGUCCAUUUGUGAGGGGGGGCGUCCGUGAUUGCAGGAUGCGGCAAAGGUUUGCCGAUAAUGUUGGUCCGGGGGUUAGUUGCCGGUCUGCCAACCCCAACUGUUCCCCGAGCGGCCAUGCAGCAUGUAGGGUUAGAUGAGAAUGCAUCUUGGGCUUGAUCUUUGCCCUUAAUGAAAUGAGAAUGUCCACUGUAAGACGUCGUACGUUGGUGUCUUGUACAUGAUCGCAGUUGUAAUAUUUGGCCAUGUGUUGUGCAGAACAUUUGGAAGUGUAAUUAUUGUAUGGACACAUCGCUCUAACUUGCAUCCGAAGAUGCUGCCUCUCGGAUGAUUGAUCGGCUGCAUGUGUUUUUUAAAGGCCUUAUGUAGGGCGUUCUUUUGUAGUUAAUCUGCGUAUUUCCGUGAGCCUAGGCUUCAGCAGGAUCUGCUGUUUUUCUUGCCUCUACCAUUCAUGUAUAUGCGAUUUUGGGAUUUUGUAAUUAACCUCCGACUUUAUGAACGAUCUUGACUUUUCUCGUC
Messenger RNA from Cucurbita pepo subsp. pepo (vegetable marrow), 2014 nucleotides. Its product is annotated as putative serine/threonine-protein kinase PBL8. The record is from RefSeq and is a predicted model, not a curated record. Lineage: Eukaryota; Viridiplantae; Streptophyta; Magnoliopsida; Cucurbitales; Cucurbitaceae. Gene Ontology annotation, molecular function: ATP binding; protein kinase activity. Gene Ontology annotation, biological process: protein phosphorylation.